Messenger RNA from Rubroshorea leprosula, 2027 nucleotides. The record is from the annotation of a GenBank genome assembly. NCBI's taxonomy places the organism in Eukaryota, Viridiplantae, Streptophyta, Magnoliopsida, Malvales, Dipterocarpaceae.
UUGGAAAAUUGAAAAAGCUACGCAACCACUCGUCCGCUCUUCUCUCCUAAGUCAGUCAUGGAGAAAGAGCUACGCCGCGAAUUGACGUUCUUGCACUCCGGCGACUAUCUCCGCCACCAGAACUCCUCCGCGCUCCGUAAUCUUACCGAUGACAGUAACCCGCCAGUCAAGGAACUGAAUCUUUUUUCCGAUGAUAAGCAAUCAUAUGAUCAAGAGAGCAAGAAUCGAUCGCCUCGAUUGCCAAGUUUGUUCGCUUCGAGUUUAAAGAAUGGAUUGAAUCUUAUGAAUUCAAGUUCUGAAAAUGAAAAUAAGCCCAAAGAGGAUCUGAGUACUCUUCAAGUGAAAUUAGCGAGUUUACACGAAGAGAAUCGGAAGCUGAAAAGCAUGUUGGAACAUAUGACCAAAAACUACAGCGAUCUGCAAGGUCAACUACUCGUCGCAAUGCAUAGACAGGUACAAGGCCAGCAUCAAGAACAGCGUAAAGAUGGAGUGUCAAAUGGGAAGUCAAGUCCUAUAAGAACAGCCCACGAGUUGAUGGGACCACGGGCGUCUGGCCCAUUGGAAUUGGAUGUCAAUGAACCUUCUGCAUCUGACAAUAAGACUACGCAAGAAUUGUCAGUAUCUCCAGAAAAUACAAUGGAAGUUAUGUCAAAGGAACAUGACUUUGAAAGGAUUCAGAUUGAUCCAGGGAAACAAAUUCCUGUAGAAGAUGCAACUACUGAUCAAACUUCUCAGAGUUGGGGGGGCUCCCCAAAGAGUACUCCUACUAAGUUAGAUCUCGGAAAGGAGGAAGAACAAGCUCCCGAGGUACCUUUAAGGAAGGCCAGGGUGUCCGUUAGGGCCAGAUCAGAAGCUCCAAUGAUUAGCGACGGAUGUCAAUGGAGGAAAUAUGGUCAAAAGAUGGCCAAGGGUAACCCUUGUCCCCGCGCCUAUUACCGUUGCACCAUGGCUGUUGGAUGCCCAGUUCGUAAACAGGUGCAAAGAUGUGCUGACGAUAAAACCAUUCUCAUCACAACAUACGAAGGAAAGCAUAAUCACCCUCUUCCUCCAGCAGCCAUGGCAAUGGCAAACACUACGUCGGCUGCUGCAGCCAUGCUGCUGUCAGGUUCAACAACCAGCAAUGAAAGCAGCUGCAUAACAAACUCUGGGUACUUUUCUCCAUUUCCAUAUGCAUCAACAAUGGCAACCCUAUCCGCCUCAGCCCCAUUUCCCACCAUAACCCUAGACCUAACACAGGGCCCAAACUCCGUCCCUUUCUUGCGUCCCACACCUCCACCAGCCACAUUUCCGGUGCCUCUCCAUGGUUAUACGAAUCUUCUAGGACAAUCUGCAUUUGUUCCACCUCCAAAGUUUCCUCAUGCAUUACCGACAAUGCAAUUAGGGCAACAUCAUUCGUCCAUGGUUGAAACAGUUAGUGCAGCCAUAGCUUCUGAUCCAAACUUCACUGCAGCCUUAGCAGCAGCAAUUUCCACAAUUAUGGGAACACCAAGGAGUGGCAACGGGAAUAUUAGCAACAACAAUGGUGGAAAUAACAGCGCUGCUCCAAAUCUAUCAAUUCCUGGUGUGCCUCUUGGAUCUGGAUCCCCUCAACUUCCUCAGUCUUGCACCACUUUCUCCACUAACUAGCUAGGCUGAUAUAUAAAUUAAAUUUUGGGAUCACUUUUUUUAGUUAACAGAUGGCUCAGUGGCCAGACAGCUAUAUCAAUCCAGCAUAAUAAUCAGUUUUAUGAAGUUAAGAUCAACAAUGCCGUUGAUGGUUUGAGUAAGAACUCAUCUGGUGUUGAAUCUUAGCUUGCAUAUAAGCUGCAGCAAAGGAAAAUUUUCAGACUAUUGAUGAUGUUAUAUAUGUAAGUUAUGUUACACAUGUAGAGGUUAUAUAUACAUACCUUUUUGUUGUCCAUAUACAGUACUGCAAUAUGUAUAAUGUUAUUAUUGGCACAUCUUUGCAGUAAGCUGCAGUUAUUGAAAGCAUAGACUUCACUUAGUAUCAUUGAGGUUUUUUAUUUUAAUGAAUUUUGUAAUUUUAA